Molecule: messenger RNA, 2571 nt
Organism: Penicillium subrubescens
Lineage: Eukaryota; Fungi; Ascomycota; Eurotiomycetes; Eurotiales; Aspergillaceae
Exons: 1
Coding region: 1-2571 (856 amino acids)
Biological process (GO): TORC2 signaling
Cellular component (GO): TORC2 complex
Source: RefSeq, a predicted model, not a curated record
AUGAAUCCUACCGUCCGAUCUACAAACUCCCCCGGGCGUACUACACGCCCAUCCGCCCCAGUCUACCGUCAUCCUCCACCCCAACCCCGGCCACGGCCACAGCCACCUUCGGACGACGAAGACGACGACGACGAGGACUCUGAUGACGACGAAUUGGGCCGCCCCGGAUCCUCCGGCAGCGAUGCUUCCUCCAACAUAACCACCGUCUCCGCCGCACCCAUCACCCCGAUCAAUACACAUGCCCCCGCCGCAGGCUACUUCUCACCUCAGAUGCGAUCCGCCUCGACCACUACCUCGCCUCAACACGCUGCUCGCGCCAUGCCACAGGACAGUGGCCGUCAACCAUCUGGCCGGGGUCCGUCAAUUGAGUUACCUCGACACCGGUCUAGACACCAUUCACAAGGCUUCUUCGAGCCCUCGUUGCCCACCGCUUCAUCAGACCAGAUGCCCGCCGUUUCAGCCUCCCGCAUUGCUGCCCAGGCGGCCAUGCAGCAGAUGAAACGACCACAGAACGUAGUCCCCACGUUUGACGAUGGAGCAUCUCGAGUCUCCCGGCGCAGUGGAAGUGCCUCUCCCCCUCUGAUGCCACCCCCACUACGAAUCAACCAACCAUCCCCGUCCCUCCCGCCCCCAUCGGCACCCAGUGUGGCCACGACGGCAGCGAAUGUGGUAUUCCCGCGGGCCGGAGCCCCGACGUUGGACACACAAUUGCCCGAGAAGCAGAAGAAGAAAAAGCUCUUCUCUAAACCGAAGCACAUUGGCAUCAGUCGAGACAAGGAUAGUCGGGAUCGCGGGUUGCCAUCACCCAGCAAGCUCCCGGGCUUAUCGCGCAUGGUCAGCGCAUCAACCACCAGUCUGGCUGAUCUUCCUUCAAACAAUUCCUCCAUGUACAACCUCUCCAAUGCCUCUGUGAGUACUGUCGUACCCGCCGAUCGAGCGCCCGCGCCACCUGAGAAGGACAAGGAUAAGGACAAGGACAAGCAUAAACACCAUUUCCUGUCUCGGCAGAAGCUCAAGCUGAAAGACCGAGAUGACCAUUUUAAUCUGCCGCUCUCUUCGGCAUCGAGCAAUUCGCGUCCUGCGGACCCUAAUGCUCCGCAAUCUUUGUAUUCAUUCACCAGCCCUGCUUCGCCAGCACCGGGUGCCACCUUUGGAAAAUCGGUCAGUGGACUGGAUCUACUCCAUGGUGGACGGGCCCUUCGCGAGAAGAAGAAGGAAGAGAAAGCGCUCGCCGAGUCCGACACCAUGGAAUGGCUUGCCAAUUCUGCCAGUGGGCCUACAACGCCUGGAGGAUUUGCAGGCCCGUCCUCGCUGAAUAGUUCCUCUGGAGUACUGGGCGAAGCUGUACUACGGGAGACGCUGCAGGGAUUCGGGUUGAAUAACAUGUCGCCCGAGGAUGCCUGGGACUUUCUCAAAGCCAAAUUGCUUGUCAUCUUUGACGGCGAGGAUGUGCGCAUUGCCAUUGAAGAUCUCAAUAAGCUAGUGCUGGUCCAUCUGCAACGCUGUGUGCAUAAGCGGGCACCAACCGCGGUGAUUACGGAUCUUCAAGAGCUACUCGAAACGGGCUUUGCAACGUUAAAUCAUAGCUCGUUGGUCGGUAUUCCAGACGAGAAGCUUGUGCCGCACCUGGUUCAAAUCUGGAUGCUGGUGUUUGGCACGAUCUUACCUUUUAUUCAGGCCGUCUUCCUGCCGUUAGAUCUCGAGUUUAAGGGUGUUGGAACGUUGAUGACCAGUCGUGAGGCUCGCGAGUUCUGGGGUGCUCUUCCAGCCGGCGGGUCCCUAGAUGUACGGAAUAUUGUCCUGAUCGCCUUCCGUGAUCGUAUCAUUCUGAACCGCUACGAAACUCUGAAAGCGACAUUCUCACGUCUCAGUCUGGACAGCAUCAACUCUGGCUUCCCAACCUUAAGUGUCACAGCCAAAAGCACCGGAGUCGGCGGUCGCCCCGGCACCGCCGCCUCCCUCGACGCCGGACUAGGAAGCUACAACUCCCAAUCCUCAACCCUGCUCAGCACCGGCAUCGCAGACAGCUACUCCUCCGACUCAAUGAGCGCCCUAGCCCGCCCAACCAGCAGCGACUCCCGCAGCCGCGCCGCAUCGAACACCUCCUCAAACCCGGACCCACUCAUCUUCUCCUCCAUCUCCCCCCAGACCUCCAACCAACGCCCCACAAUCAUCCACCGCGGCACAUCCGCCGACUCCUCGCACGUCAUCACCGAAACAGUCGGCCGCAUGCUCCAAUGUGUCAGCGUCCUCGCCAGCGUCCAAACAGACGACCCCUCCCAAGAAAAAAUCGAAGUCCUCAGCAAAGCCCUCAAACAUAACUGGCUUGGCCGCGGCCGCACAGGCCGUGACCGGCGUGGCUUUGUCGGUGCUAAGAUUCGUCCUGUUAUGGUGGGUGGAACGCCUAGUUUGGACGGGGGGAUUCUCUCACGACGGCGGGGAUUAGUAUUGGCGCGAGUACUAGUACGAGUGGUUCGAGGGCGAGGGGGGAUUCAUCUUCGUCGGAUUGGAGUAGUGGGCAGGGUGUUGGGAAUGGGAUUAGUAUGCGGAGUGGGGGGAGGCGUGAAUUGA